Galeopterus variegatus (Sunda flying lemur) is the source of this 1594-nucleotide messenger RNA. RefSeq names its product B-cell CLL/lymphoma 10 (gene BCL10). Gene Ontology annotation, biological process: positive regulation of extrinsic apoptotic signaling pathway; canonical NF-kappaB signal transduction; adaptive immune response. NCBI's taxonomy places the organism in Eukaryota, Metazoa, Chordata, Mammalia, Dermoptera, Cynocephalidae. The coding region runs from base 106 to 804 and encodes 232 amino acids. Gene Ontology annotation, cellular component: cytosol; CBM complex. The transcript is spliced from 3 exons. The record is from RefSeq and is a predicted model, not a curated record. Gene Ontology annotation, molecular function: transcription coactivator activity; kinase activator activity; protein kinase B binding.
UUUUCGAAGGAGCGGCCGUGGUCCUCCCGACCUGCUCCGCCUCCCUUUCUUCGCUCUCACCAGGAGGCCGAAGACCCGGAAGAAGUGCCAUCUCCCGCCUCCGCCAUGGAGCCCACCGCGCUGUCCCUCACAGAGGAGGACCUAACUGAAGUGAAGAAGGACGCUUUAGAAAAUUUACGUGUAUACCUAUGUGAGAAAAUCAUAGCUGAGAGACAUUUUGAUCAUCUACGUGCCAAAAAAAUACUCAGUAGAGAAGACACUGAAGAAAUUUCUUGCCGAACAUCAAGUAGAAAAAGGGCUGGAAAAUUGUUAGACUACUUACAAGAAAACCCAAAAGGACUAGACACCCUUGUUGAAUCUAUUCGGCGAGAAAAAACACAGAACUUCUUGAUACAGAAGAUUACAGAUGAAGUGCUGAAACUUAGAAAUAUAAAACUAGAACAUCUGAAAGGACUGAAAUGUAGCGGCUGUGAGCCUUUUCCAGAUGGAGCCUCAAACAACCUCUCUAGAUCAAAUUCAGAUGAGAGUAAUUUCUCUGAAAAACUGAGAGCAUCCACUGUCAUAUACCAUCCAGAAGGAGAAUCCAGCACGGCCCCCUUUUUUUCUACUGAUUCUUCUCUGAAUUUGCCUGUUCUAGAAGUAGGCAGAACUGAAAAUACCAUCUUCUCUUCAACUACGCUUCCUAGACCUGGAGACCCUGGGGCUCCUCCUUUGCCACCAGAGCUGCAGUUAGAAGAAGGAACUUGUGGAAACUCUAGUGAGAUGUUUCUUCCCUUAAGAUCACGUGCUCUUUCACGGCAAUGACUAUUUUACUGCCUUUGAAUUUUUUUAAUCAUGACAAAUAUUUUAAAGGAUAUGAGUCUUUGUAUAAAACUCCUAUAAUGAUUUAUUUACAUUUGAUAACAUGUUUUAAAAUGCAAUGUAAGCAUACUUUGUAAAUAGAAUUUUUUAGAAUAAAAGAAGCAUACUUUUAGGAUAGCUAAAUGUAAAUCAUGUUGAUCAUGUACUUUUCAGUAUUUUCUAUUUUUUCAUUUUUUUAGGUGUUUUAAUGUUUUCAAAUUUUUUAUGUUCUUAGACUAAUUUUAAUAGGGAACAUUUCUCUAUUUGAGAAUAGACUUUUAGGCUGGGAGUAAUGUUUCUUAGUGCAUUUGUGCUAGAAAUUUCCUGAGUCUAAUAGUCCUUUUCAACCAUUCAGCAGUAAAUUUUCAGCAUUAAGCUGUUCCUAUUUGUGAGUAAAGCCAAUCACUGAUGGUAGAACUGCCAUCCCUUUCCCACUUGGUCUUACAGGGCCUCCUUCUGUUGCUGGAGGAACACCUGAUGGAGUUUGAGCCACCUAAGACUUCUGUUUGCCAAAAUUCAUUUCUUAUUAAUCUUACAAAUUAAUAUUACUUUCUUAGGAUUUUCACAUUCUUUGCUUUUUCAUUUUCAUUCCAAAAGAAAAGUAUCUUGGCAUAAACCCCAGUUAAUACAUGUAAUAUGAUGAGAUUUAAAAAAACACUUUCUCUGUACUUUUUGUUCUCCUUUAAUGAGGACCACCAUACAGUUGAAAUAACUAGCACAGAUUGGGUUUUUUGUGUGUGUGUGUGUGUGUGUG